Messenger RNA from Anguilla anguilla (European eel), 1787 nucleotides. It is a transcript of the gene hacd1, whose product is annotated as 3-hydroxyacyl-CoA dehydratase 1. Gene Ontology annotation, molecular function: 3-hydroxyacyl-CoA dehydratase activity; phosphatase activity. Gene Ontology annotation, cellular component: endoplasmic reticulum membrane. Gene Ontology annotation, biological process: sphingolipid biosynthetic process; dephosphorylation; fatty acid elongation. NCBI's taxonomy places the organism in Eukaryota, Metazoa, Chordata, Actinopteri, Anguilliformes, Anguillidae. The coding region runs from base 102 to 830 and encodes 242 amino acids. The record is from RefSeq and is a predicted model, not a curated record. The transcript has 7 exons.
GGAGUUGUUGGUUCAUGGAUGGAUGACCCUGCUGCUCCCAGUUUCAGCUGUCAGCUGCGCUCGCGCUCCGUUUCUGACUUUCCCACUCUGUCCCCGGUACCAUGGCGUCCAGCGAGGAGGACGGCUCGGUUGAGGAAAAGGAAAACAACAACAAGAAGAGAUCAAAAAGUGCCUUUGUUACUGCAUGGCUUACAUUUUAUAACAUUGCCAUGACGGCCGGGUGGCUGGUGUUGGCAAUAGCGAUGCUUCGGUUUUACUUACAGAGAGGGACACACAUAGGUCUGUACAGAAGUAUAUCAAGGACACUGAAGUUUUUCCAGACAGUUGCAUUAGUUGAGGUUAUCCACUGUGCAGUUGGAAUGGUGCGCACCUCUGUGAUCGUGACUGGGGUCCAAGUGUGUUCAAGAAUAUUCAUGGUUUGGUUUGUUACUAACAGCAUUAAGCAGAUCCAGAAUGAAGAAAGCGUUGUCCUUUUCCUGGUCGUGUGGACGGUGACAGAGAUAACCAGAUAUUCCUUCUAUACAUUCAAUCUCCUCAAGCACCUGCCAUAUUUCAUCAAAUGGGCCAGGUACAACAUGUUUAUUGUCAUGUACCCCCUUGGAGUGGCUGGUGAACUCAUGACCAUUUACACGGCGCUACCGUACGUUCGCAGGUCCGGAAUGUUCUCAAUGAGGCUCCCCAACAAAUAUAACGUCUCUUUUGACUACUACAUUUUCCUCAUCAUUGUCAUGCUCUCUUACAUCCCACUGUUUCCACAGUUAUAUUUCCAUAUGCUUCGUCAAAGGAGAAAGGUGCUUCACGGGGAAGUGAUAGUUGAGAAGGACGAGUAGAACGACCACAUAGCCUGCCUGUCUGGCUUUCCCUCAAACGGAAAGACUGUGCAGCCAACCAACCCACCCGCCCACCUGCCCAGCCUUCGCCAAGCAUACUCUCUCACAGAGAUAUACAGGUACUCUCACAGACCAGGAAUUAGGAGCUACGUGUGAAACACUUUGGGGUCUUUUACUGCUGCAGAAUGCCCAGAGUGCUCGAAAUGGUCAGACUUAAUGCCCACAUACUGUUUAUUGGUAUAAGAAAGAAAUAAAUAAUUGUAACAUUACAUCUUGCUGUACUUUAUUUUUUAACAGGAAAUGUUACGUGCUUGUGGCGCAUUAAGCUUUUGUAUUCACAAUGUUACAAGAAUUUUAAAAAAAUGUAAAAGUUGUUGUAUUAAAGUCUAACAGCAUUCUAUACAGACCACCCAUUGUGCACAGACUAUUUUGCAUUUACGAUCAAACAAAAUUGAAAAUAUUCAAUCUGCACGUAUACUGAUAAAAAUGCUUCAUUGGAUAAACUUAAAAUUUUACUUAAAUUUGUUACACCUAUAUUUUCUAGGUUUUCUCAAUUGAAAAUAUUUAGGUUCAUUCAAAUGGAUCUAAAAAUUUUCAAUUGAGUAAACUUGAGUAAAAAAUGUCAGUGUUACAAACUGAAGUAAAAAAAUGUGGUUUCUUCAAUAUCAUUUUUUUUCAGUGUAUCAUAUCCAGUAAUGCCAAACUUCAGUAAAAUGUUAGUUAUAUGUACUGUACCUGCGUUUUGCAAAUGUAAUGUUAAGCAGUCAGUUUCAUGAGUUUAGAACAUGCAAUAUAUAAUCUAGGGAAAAAAACAAAAAAAAAAUUAGAUAGCCAUCUGUAAAUUACACCAUUUUAUUGUGCAAUAGUUGAAAUUAGAUCUACAUCAGUAACGAUUGUAUGCCAGUGAUACAUUGACAAGAAAUGCUUAAGUACAGGUAGAUUCUGACAUUUACUACA